This is a messenger RNA of Sceloporus undulatus (fence lizard), 2271 nucleotides long. It is a transcript of the gene C5H22orf23, whose product is annotated as chromosome 5 C22orf23 homolog. Bases 279 to 989 code for a protein of 236 amino acids. The record is from RefSeq and is a predicted model, not a curated record. Lineage: Eukaryota; Metazoa; Chordata; Lepidosauria; Squamata; Phrynosomatidae. The transcript is spliced from 7 exons.
UCGCAUGACACCACUUUCUGUAGAUCCACUCCACUGUGUUAAAAAGUGCAAGGAGGAGGUCCCCCUUGUGAAAAUGGCCUCCAGAGGUGGCACAGUGUUGCUAGUUCCCCCAAGCAGAAGUGAGCCAAGCUGCAGAGUAUAAGAGAAGGCAAACCUGCUGUGCCUUGGCCCCAUCAUCACUUGCCUGUCUUGACUGCAAAAGGCCGCCAUCUUGGGCGUGCUUUCUGGGGGCUAAUGCCUAACUUCUGUAGGACUUGAUUUGAAAUAUAGGUGCCACAAUGGCUUCCCAAGAGAGGACCACACCAGCUGUGGCCAAAGGCACUGGAUUCUGGCAUGUGCCCACUGUGACCAAAUACAGCCAGGAAACACAAGAACUGCUAAAAGUGAUGAUGCAAGAAUCCAGACUUACCAACUUCCAGCAGCGUCAUCUUGUAAACUGCAUGAAACAAGGUGAUUCCCUGCCUCUCCGCUGCAACCCAACAUCUAGCAAAGAACCACAGAUUCCAAAGUCUGUCUCACCUUCCAAGGAUUUUCUUUCCAUCAGCCCCUAUGGUAGAUCACAUCGACGUCCUGCUGAGAUCUGCCAGGCAGGAGAUGCAUAUACCCGGGAGAAGUUCAGGCCUCAAGCCACUCGAGACCUAGAGAAGGAAAAGGAAAGGCUCCAAAAUAUCUUCGCAAAGGGAAAGGAUAAGAUAAGGAAAAAAACCCAGAAGCAACCAGUCAAAGUGGAAGAAGAUGUACCAGAACUGGACCGGUUUGAUGAAUUGGUAAAUGAAAUCCAAGAUCGACAGAAGUUUCUGGCAGAGAUGGAGGCUCUGGGACAGGGCAAGUCAUACCAUGGUAUCAUCCUUACUGAAAUAUCACAGAAACUACGUGAGAUGGAGAUAAUUGAUAAGCAGAGAAGUGCAGAACUGAAAGAGGCAAUGGCUAAAUCCUUCAAUACAGGCAACAAACCUGAACCUGAAAACACAAAUGAAGAAGGCCAGUAAUCCUUUACCCAUUUAGCAUAAGACUGUUUCACCCUAACUACUUUCUGCUACCCUUAUGAGCUUCACAGAAGACAGGGUCAAGAAUGGCUCUUAAUGGUGUAAUUGUAACACUGUAGUGAAGCAAUGCACAAUGUUUUUGGACUUGAGAGCCCCAUUUAUUGGUGAGCUGUAAGACAGCUGCACAUACAUGCUCUCCCCACCCAAAGUCUUCCUGUCUGCUCAAUGCAUUCUUCCGUCUGUUUAUCUCAACUGAGAUUGCUUUUUACCUGCCUUUGCCAGCAGCAAGUAAACAAUAAUCUUGGAAGCUAGUGAACAUCAUUUCCCUUGCAGCUCAGCUGAUCAAAAAUCCUGUUUUCUGCAUGAACUCAGAAGAUUAGGAACUCUCUGUUCAUAGUAUUUUGCAGUAGCAGAGCCUUCUCAAGGGUGUGGCUUACAAGCAGCCAGUGAACUGCUGUUUGGGAACAAUAAAGGCACAAAGUGCUUUCUUUCUCUAAGCAGACAAGGAAGUAAUAAUAGAACCCAGUGUACCUCAUGUCAUUUUCUAGCAUUUAGUGCUUCUGUUCAUUAGGAUGAGAACUGUGUGAAGAACUUUCAGCAAGUGUUCAGGUCACAUAUUUUUGAAUGGACCUCUGCAAGAUUCACUGGAAGUUAAAUUUUGCUAUUUCAAUCAUAAUCUUGUGUAUAAUCACACAGGAACAAAUAUGGUAUGUUCUGAACCAAAGUAAAAAAGUGACAUAUCGGUGCACUUUAUCUAAACACAAGCCUUUUUCUUAAUGUGGGUAUAGAGUAAGUAGCCAGGGUCAAUCUAGAUGUAAUGGAGGAGUCAUGUUUGUCUGCUCAUAUGUCUGCCUCAAUCAUGCAGAAAGCUUCAGUUUGUUACAGCCAUGGGUGUGGGUGGGUGAGGGGAGCUGAUAUCAUCCGUGCCUUAAUUCACUGCACUCUGUAGCUGGAAGCAUCUUUUGCUCCAUUGCUGGUAUCAGAAAUUGAGCUUAGAGAAAAGUGACUAAGCACAAAGAGAUAGAAAAGGACAUUCAGCUCCCUUCAUUUGUCCAUAUUCUAAGUUAGAUGUGACAGGGCAGGCAGGUGUGCGCUUAAGUCUACUGCAACCGUCAGCAGUCUCACUUAGAAUAAAAAGAAGACUAGUGUUGGAUAUAUACUUGAGACUUCAUGACCCUCUGUUUUUAACUCCCUGGAAAUAUAUUUAUGUAGAAAUGAUUUUGUUCUCUUUUUUCUAUAACAAAGUGGUUCAAAACACAGAAAUAAACACUACAACAGACAUUCA